Molecule: messenger RNA, 308 nt
Organism: Cokeromyces recurvatus
Lineage: Eukaryota; Fungi; Mucoromycota; Mucoromycetes; Mucorales; Mucoraceae
Exons: 4
Coding region: 10-285 (91 amino acids)
Biological process (GO): positive regulation of TORC1 signaling; cellular response to amino acid stimulus
Cellular component (GO): Ragulator complex; lysosome; cytoplasm
Molecular function (GO): guanyl-nucleotide exchange factor activity
Source: RefSeq, a predicted model, not a curated record
UCAUUUAAAAUGGAAUCUGAACUGAUAACAACUCUCGAUAAUAUAGCAAAUAGAGAAGGAGUAAAAGGAGUAUUAGUGGCAGAUGAAAGAGGAUUUUGUUUAGGAGCAAGAGGAUUAGCAAAACCAGAGUCAGCAGCUUUUAUUACAUCAAUUGCUAAUACAGCACGUAAUCUUGAUAAUAUUCAAGAAGAUAAAGCAGAAUGCCCCACAAUAAACAUUGAAUACGAAAAUAGUCAAGUUAUUAUUCGUAAUGAAGGAACAUUUACUUUAGCUAUCUUUAUGUAAUUUUUAACUAUUAAAAAGGCAGU